GCGAGGGAGGCAGAGCGCGGCGUUGCUGCUGCUGCGAGAGCUGGAGGCGGGCGGAGGGCGGACCGGCAGUCUCGAGCGCCGUCGCUGCGUUCCCCGGGUGCAGCGAGGCAGCGGAGGCGAGCAGCCAAGGCAGCGCCGGGAAGCCCCGGCGGGAGGAGGGCGGUUGUCGGUCCGCGGCUCCCCUCGCUCCUCUUCCUGGCUCGGCGAAGGUUGGGCAAUCCUCGGGCGGAGGCAGGGAAGCCGCGCACGUGCGGGGCGGGCAGGAGGCGGCUAGAAAAGGAGCCGCGCGACGGACGCCGGCCAGGCUCGGAUGCAGCCCGUGAGGCGAGCCCUGCGCCGGAGUCUCGGGCCGCUUCCUCCGCCGUCUGGCCGCAGCGGCUCUCGCCCGGCUGGGGCGCUCUCCGCCUCGCGCGUCAUCCCCACUCCGGCGGGCACCGGGGGGGGACGAGAGGCGCCUCCGCCCUCCGCACGGGGAGGCUUGUUGACGAGCCGGUUUGGCCACUGGCCUCCUGCGUGUCAUAUUUUUAACUCGGCUUGGCCGCUGAAGCGCCGUCCAGAAGCCAGCGAAUAAAUAGCCCGCCUGUUGCCAAGUCGGAGCUUCGGCUGCGUAGUUCCAGCCCUCCCCUGGCAGGAUGAAAGCGCGGCUUGCCGCCUUUUUAGUGAGAGGUUGGACGGCUGGCUGUGCUCCUGAAGUUGGCAGCCCGCGCGUCGCCUCAGCAGGCAUCCUGGACGGUGCCAAGCGCCAAGGCUGGUAAAGCAGCCGGGAGCCACAAGGCGAGCGAACCCCCGAGUGGUUUUUCAGACCCCAAGCAUGGGGGGCAACCUGGGGUGUCACCGCUCCAUUCCCAGAGACCCCUCGGACUUAUGCCACAGCCGCAAGUUCAGUGCGGCGUGCAACUUCAGCAACAUCCUGGUGAACCAGGAGAGGCUGAACAUCAACACGGCCACAGAGGAAGAGCUCAUGACGCUCCCGGGGGUUACCAGGAUGGUGGCCCAGAACAUUGUAGAGUACCGGGAGUAUAUUGGGGGCUUCAAGAAAGUGGAGGAUUUGGCUCUGGUCAGCGGGGUGGGCGCCGCCAAGCUUGAGCAGGUGAAGUUUGAGAUUUGCGUCAGCAGCAAGGGGAACUCUGCCCAGCACUCGCCCAGCUCCCUGAGGAAAGACCAGAACCUGGACUACCUUUCUGCUGCUAAGAUCAACAUUAACACGGCCACGUCCGCUCAGCUCAUGAGCAUCCGCGGCAUCACUGAGAAAAUAGCCAACAGCAUCGUAGAGUACCGCAAGGAGCACGGGCCUUUCAAAAGCAUCGAGGACCUGGUCAAGAUGGACUGUAUCAACUCCUCGUUCUUGGACAAAAUCCGGCAUCAGAUCUUUGCGGAGAGGUCAAGGCCUCCGUCCACAAAUACCAACGGGGGCCUCAACUUCACGGUCAAGCCUCACCCAAGCCCCACCUCCCUCAGCCUCCAGAGUGAGGAUUUGGAUUUUCCACCUGGGGGGCCCACUCAGAUUAUCUCCACCCGUCCCACCGUGGAAAUGUUUGGUGGGGUGAGGGAUGGAAAGCCUGUACUGAGGGUAGCCACUUGGAAUCUGCAGAGCUGCUCAGCUGAGAAAGCCAACAACCCUGGUGUGCGAGAGGUUGUGUGCAUGACAGUUCUGGAGAACAGCAUCAAGCUUUUGGCUGUGCAGGAGUUGGUUGACAGAGAUGCACUGGAAAAGUUUUGUAUGGAGUUAAAUCAGCCAACUCUGCCAAACAUUCGCAAGUGGAGAGGCCCUCGAGGAUGCUGGAAGGGAAUUACUUCCGAGAAGCCCUCAGGCCAUUCCCAGAAGAGUGUGGAAUAUUCAGGCUUUUUGUGGGAUGUGACUGCUGGUAUAGAGCUAAAGGAUGCCACCUGCUAUGAGAACAUACACACAAAUGGGAACGGAAGGCAAGCAUAUCCUCAACCUUACGUUGCACACUUCAAGGUGGGAAUGAAUGAUCUAACGCUGGUUAACAUUCAUCUAGCCCCUUUGCCCUCAGUGGGAGAAAAUGCUGUGAAAAACCACGAUAGCCACAAAUUAGCAGCCUUUGCACAGACUCUGCAGGAAACACUGAAAGGAGAAAAAGAUGUGAUCAUGUUAGGAGAUUUCAGUCAAGCUCCAGACAGUAGCGACUGCGACCUAUUGAGGAAGGAAAAAUUCCAUCAUCUGGUCCCUGCCAACACGUUUACGAACAUCAGCACAAAGAACCCUCAGGGUUCGAAGUCACUGGACAACGUCUGGAUCAGUCGCAGUUUGAAAAAGAUUUUCACUGGUCAUUGGGCAGUGGUGAGAGAAGGUCUGACCAACCCCUGGAUCCCUGACAACUGGUCGUGGGGUGGAGUAGCCUCAAGCCAUUGCCCCGUGUUAGCUGAAUUCUACAUGGAAAGAGACUGGAACAGAAAGGAUGCAAUUCGUAAUGGAAACGGGGUGACGGUGGAACGCAGUGACUCAAAUGCUAAACAUGAGCGAUGAGGGUCUCCAAAGUCAAACCUCCAUUCCCGUGCCUGGAAAAGGACGGCCGGGAGAUCCCUUUGCUCAAGGCCUGACUGUGAACCAGAACUGCCUUUUUUCUCAUUUAUAAAGAAUCGGCUUCUGCUUUUAACAUCUCCUUACCCACCCCCUGCUCUGUGCCCCUCUGUGGAUGUUUGAGGGUAUCAUACUCCCAUAGAGUGGCUUGUGAUUUUUUUUUUUAAAUGGAGACAGGGUGGACACUUAUGUGCUUGGAUAACUGCAAAUAAAAUGCACUUUUUAAUACUGUA
Messenger RNA from Eublepharis macularius, 2775 nucleotides. It is a transcript of the gene EEPD1, whose product is annotated as endonuclease/exonuclease/phosphatase family domain containing 1. The transcript is spliced from 7 exons. Lineage: Eukaryota; Metazoa; Chordata; Lepidosauria; Squamata; Eublepharidae. Gene Ontology annotation, cellular component: plasma membrane. Gene Ontology annotation, biological process: DNA repair. Gene Ontology annotation, molecular function: catalytic activity; DNA binding. Bases 812 to 2488 code for a protein of 558 amino acids. The record is from RefSeq and is a predicted model, not a curated record.